GAACAAGAAUUUAUGGAAGAUCCUCAGUUGUUCACGGCGCCAUCUUUUUCUCUUCCUCCCGGCUGCCGUUUCUUCCCCUCCGAUGAGCAGCUCCUCCGCUCCUACCUCUCCAACAAGACCUCCGCCACAAUUUUCCCCAAUUCGCCCCACAAUGGUGCUUCCGCCGCCUGCAACUUAAUCAAGGAGCUCGACCCGUUCGAUUACGAUCCAUUCGAUUUGCCGGAUUUCGCGUGUUUUUCUUAUGGCUCCAGUGGAAGAAAGAAGCACUGGUACUACUAUACUGCUACUGCUUUCAGGGAAAACAGGGGAGGACGGAUAAGAAUGAAGAGCGGGUACUGGAAAAGGAAGGGGAGAGUGAGGGAAGUGAUUGGCCAUCGAGGAAUUGUUCUCGGAAUCAAGAGGAGUUUCGUCUUCUAUUUGGGGAAUUCCAUAAAAAAUGCUGUAAAGACCAAUUGGAUCGUGUACGAGUAUGCCCUAGGCGAUCAUCUUAAGGCUUCUCUUGUAUUACAUCGUGUAUUUCUAAGUAGUCGGGGAAAUAGCAUUUUGGAAAAUGGCUUAAGUUCUUAUGGUGAAGGAAGUGUCUCAGAAGUAUGUCAUAAUCAGCGUGAUGGAAUCGGAGCAACUAAUAUGGUUGAUGCUGAGGCAUGUGAAGGAGAUAUUUUGAACACAGUCAAUGGCCACACUAGAUAUGAAAUGGGACUGGGACAGGCUAUGAAGCCAAAUUGUCAAGUUAUUACUGAUCCUGAUUCUGCUACUACCACUUUACAAGUUCCAUCAGAAGCUUAUCCUUGCGAGAUGGCUUAUUCUUGCCUGACAUUAAAUUCCAGAUGGGAUUUAAAUUCCUCAGGAAAGCGACACCGUCUAGUUAUUGAACCAUCUCUUAAAUGGAAAAGAAACUCAUUCAUGGAGUUAGCAAGAUUGGAUGGCGGAGCAGAUUACCAGUUAAGUGGAUGUAAAUUUGCAAUGGGCCAAAUGUUUGGAAUUUUUCUCCUGAUGAACAUGGAGAUGUCGGUUUAUUCACCGAAAUGGGACGGAGGACAUGAAUGUAGGUGGAAUUGAUGCUUUGUUGUGUAUAUAAUGUUGAUGUUCUUCCGUUAACCAUGAAUCUUAUAUUUAUGCUAUUUAUGUUAACAUUA
Molecule: messenger RNA, 1136 nt
Organism: Momordica charantia (bitter melon)
Lineage: Eukaryota; Viridiplantae; Streptophyta; Magnoliopsida; Cucurbitales; Cucurbitaceae
Product: NAC domain-containing protein JA2
Biological process (GO): regulation of DNA-templated transcription
Molecular function (GO): DNA binding
Source: RefSeq, a predicted model, not a curated record